This is a messenger RNA of Oenanthe melanoleuca, 4698 nucleotides long. It is a transcript of the gene CIDEA, whose product is annotated as cell death inducing DFFA like effector a. The coding region runs from base 84 to 740 and encodes 218 amino acids. Lineage: Eukaryota; Metazoa; Chordata; Aves; Passeriformes; Muscicapidae. Gene Ontology annotation, cellular component: lipid droplet. The transcript has 5 exons. Gene Ontology annotation, biological process: lipid storage; apoptotic process; regulation of apoptotic process. The record is from RefSeq and is a predicted model, not a curated record.
GGGCAGGAGGGCAGGGCUGGAGGAGGAGCCGCCGCCGCGCUUUAACCCAGCGCCGGGAGCGGGGCUGCGCGGCCGGCCGGGCCAUGGAGGUGGCGCGGGACGGCGUGGGAUCGCUGCUGCGAUCUUUCAUAUCCAUGGGAGCAUCUGUGGGAGCAGUAACAAGACAGACCCUGUUCCCUGCUCUCAUGCCUGCAGGGCGCCCUUUCCGUGUGUCCAACGCCUCCCGCAGCAGCCGGAAGGGAAUUGUUGCAAGCAGCCUGCAGGAGCUCCUCAGCAAGACUUUAGAUGCCUUUGUUAUAACUGCUGGAAUAGUUACUCUGGUUUUGGAGGAAGAUGGCACAGUUGUGGACACAGAAGAGUUCUUCAAGUCCCUGGAUGAUAAUACACACUUCAUGGUUCUAGAAAAUGGACAGAGAUGGACACCAACAAAAAAUGGAGUUGUCGCUGUGAGAAAAAAGAAGAAAAUGGGAGUAGCUAACAUCACAUUUGAUCUGUACAAACUGAACCCUAAGGAUUUUAUUGGCUGCUUAAACAUCAAGGCAACCUUCUAUGAGAUCUACUCUAUCUCAUAUGACAUCAAAUGCAUGGGAGCAAAAAGUGUAUUGAGGAAAGUGCUCCAGCUAAUGUCCCAUGCAGCACAAAUAACUGGACAGUUUCUGCUCUACACUGGAACGUACAUGUUGCAGUUGAUGGGUGAAUAUGAUGAAGAUGACAUGUGCACAAGAUCCAGGAGGGAGUAAUGACCAAGCUGCACUCUUUAUGCUGAAUCCUUGUGCUUAAAGACAUUCUCUUGCCCAGUUCUGUUUGUAAUAAUGUUGUAGUGGGGGGAUGUGCACUAAUGUGAGCUAAUAUUUUUCUGUUUGGGAGUGCUUUUAGGCCUUAGUCAGGAAGUGUUGGAUGUUCACAGGCUCUUAACACCACACAAAGAUGGGUGCCUAAUGCCUGAGAAUCUGGCAAAAGGAGAGAGGGGAAAGGGUUUUGCCCCAGCAAUUCAAAAUGGAAAAUAAGGAUUCUUGGAAACUUGCAUGCUUUGCAACCAGUGGAAUAUUUUUUGCACCAAUCAAGACAUUUUGUACUUUUGGGUUUUGUGUUUGGUUUUUUGUUUUUUUUUUUUUUCCAUGGCUAUCUACUUGCAUUCUGAACAGACUGGGCUGUAAGGUGAGGGCAGAGGGGACUGUGGGGUUUUUUUGUUUAUUUGUUUGUUUGAAUCCUUAGCAGUGCUGGCAUUAGUGGGAAACUGACAUUGAGGUGAAGUGUUCCUAUUUAGUCCUGCUGACAAUGGAACUACAUAGUGCAACUUCAGCCCUGCUUCAGUAACUGACUCUUUUCAUGAAGUCUAAUUGGAGAUAGUGCAACUACUAAGCAGAAGGUUAAGAUUUAGCCUUACUUCCCUUAAAACAAAUAAACCCCUUUCAUUAUAGUUCUUUAUAAUUUUUUUUUUCAAAUCUUCAGGAUGUUCAGGUGGUUAUAGCUCACACAGUGGUAGAACCUGAUAAUUUUUUAAUGAAUCUGAUGUCCAGUUCUGCCUGAGCAUUCAAUAAUCUGCCAUGGUUUCACGAAUAUGACUUAUAAGGAACCUGCUGCAGGUUUUUCCAGGGGUUAAACCACCACUUCUGUAGGUUUUACUGUUACAAGAUGACACUUGGUGCCAAGUUGGGCUAGAGGUACAUGUAAGAGAUGCUGGAUAUUUUGUUGCCCUUGAGUUCAGGGGAGAGCAGCAGGACACUCACUGUCUAGUCUUGCAUGACAUACAUAUAUGCUUUAAAGCUAAUAUUUGCAGUAUCAUAGUCUCCCAAGACAAGCUGUAUUAAAGGACAAAAUAAUGUUUCCUGCAGUUUACUGAAAUGUUGCUAUGUCCAGCUUUCAGUAAGCUCUUCCUCAACAGUGUAAAAAAUUGGAGAACACGUAGCCUUAGGCAUCUUGGAAAAGACCACUAUGGACCCCACAGUGCUUGCUGUGCCACUGAGACAGGAAUCCAUUCCCUGUGUGCACCAACUGCACUGAGCUGACCUGCUACAAGAGAAGCAGGAAGGUGGGAAAGAUGAAGUAUCAUGGCUGGUGGUUUCUGUUCUGACCUCUUAGCUGGCUCUGUUCACGUCAAAGGUCACUGAUACAGGGGAAAAUGGCUCUUGCUUUUAGCUGCAAAUCUCCCCUUCAUGUGCUCAUUUUUGCCUUCCCACUGCGAGCAUGGCUAUGCCAGCUGGAGCUGCAUCUCUCAAAUGCAGCCAAAACCCAAGUGCUAAAGGACUGAUGGACACGAGUUUUAGUCAGUCUCUGCCCGUCUCUUAAGUAAUGGUAUUACUAAUAAAUAGACAGCUAAGAAAAAGCUUGGUGUCUUCUCCUGUUGUUUCCCAUCUACUUCUGAGUGUUUGCUGGAGGAGGCAGACAGCAUACUGCCCCAGACAAGAGGAGAAUUUAUUCUUUCUUAAUUUCUCACAGGGAGAAGGCCUGGGGCUUGCAGCACUGUCAGGUGUCCUUCAGAAGAAAACAAUAAACUAUUCUGGGAGUAAUGAGAAAGCUUCCAUUUUGAUAUAACCUCUUUAUGUUUUAUCUGUAUUUUUCCUCACAUCCCCUGCAUAAAUGAUUGUUGCCAUGUUAAUCAUCUUUCUUUCUUAAGUCUUUCUUUCCUUGUCAAGGAAUUGCAUUUAACUGGCUUAACAAGGACAUGGGAAUUUUUUUAGCUUUUAAUGACCACUUAUUCUAUUAAAACAAGCACACCUCUUGAAAGCAAAUUCUCUAAAAUGCUUCUAUGAAUAUUUAUGUUGCCUAUGGUGGGAGCACUAGCAUUAAAUAAAAGUAAAACAACCAGAAGAGCUCAUUGAUGCUUUGAGCUACUUCUUCAACAACUGUAGUACAAAAGCUUCUGCAUGUCUGAACUGUGCAUAUCCCAAAUUCCAGCCUUCUCUAGCCAGAGGCAAUUAUUGCAGGACUAACACUCCAUAGUUUACAGUGACACUAUCUGGUGUAAUCUAGCAGUGAUCUGAAAAGCUAACCUACUUUGAAUGUGCAAUGUUUUUAAGCAGCUGCUCCUUCAGCAGCUUAAAACUUGAGCUGCUGAAGUUCCUGUAUGCAGCAGUCUCCAUCUUGGAGCAGUUCCCUCUGUUCAGCUGUUUGCAUUUUGAAUUAAAGUAGCUCAGCUUUGGUAUUUUCUCGAAAUGGGAGAAGUGUCCUGGAAGUUGUGGUUAAAAUUGUUUCAUUGCUUCUGAAUCUGGAUCUUUCACAGGCUUAGUAUUUGGAGGUGAUAUUUACUACUCUGCCAGCUUCUUUCUGGACAUAAAAUUUUGGCUCCAAGUCAAACUGGAGGAGUUUGUCAUUCUCUGAGUUGGAACCAGUUUGCUUUUGUUUUGUUUUUUUUUACACACUGCUUAGGAAGCAUAGCUUUUACUUCAGCUGUAUAUCAUAUGCAGCAAAGAAAAACUUCUGCAUUAUCUACCUUUUAGAAAACUAUAUACAAAUGCUGUACAAUACCUAGCAAGACAGAAAAAACUAAACUCUUAACUAGGCUCUUAACUGCAGGAAAGUGGAGAAGCAGCUAAUUUAUAUUUUUUUUCCUUUUUUUUUUUUUUUUUUUUUUUUGGCAUUUUUAACUUUAGAUUUAUUUCCUAUAAGCUCAGUUAACCUGCACUUGUUGCUAUUGCAGACAAGGCUGGGACCGAAGGUGUAAAAUUGCAGAAGGUGUAAAACAUGUUUUCUGCCUCCUUGUUUGCACUGACCCUUUUUCCCUGUUGCUUUGCAUCACUUACUAACAAUGCACCAAGUCCUACUCUCUGGUUACCAAAAAAGGAAUUUUCACUGAACUAAGAGACCUUGUUGACUCAGGCACUGCUCAUGUUCUGCAGACAGAGCAAAGUUGCUUUCUUUAUGACCAGAAUGAAGAAUCUAGUAGCUUUUGUGUGUGUGCAGUUUAUCAUUACUUCAUUUCCUUCCUUUCAUAAACCCAUGAAAGUUUGCUUGCACCUUCCAAUUCUUUCAGGAGAAAAGGGAUUACAAGCUCUUCUGUCCAGGGAGAGAAGAAAAUGCAGGGUCUAAAUUUCUUAGAUCAUUUGAAAUAUGCUGUAGGAAGCAUUAUGAAUCCCUUUCCUACAGAGGAGGGGAAGAUAAAAGCAGGAAAAUUGGACUUUGAGCUGGAAUUUUUUUCAGUGAAGUGUGCAGAGAGGUAGGUAUACACAAUUUUGGAAAUGUUGGUAAUUUUAACUGUGAAGAUAACAUAUGAUAAUUUGUAACUGGCAGAAAUAUAAUUCUAAAUAAUUUCAGUGUGCUUCCUCCCUGAAAUAACACUUGAACUAAAGGCACAAGCUAAUUAAUUAAAAGUUAAAAAGACAAAAGUUUAAAACCAAAGUACAAAGCAUGUUUUUGACUUGAUGCCCCAAGGUUUAUUAGAGGACUUAAUGUGAUUAACAUCCCACUUCAGUUAUGUAUCAGCAAGUAUCCUUGUGGGGCUUAGAGUUUAUUACUGCUUUUUCUACCUUACAUUGUCAUAUGUGUAGCUAAGAUGUUUUUCAGUGUAAGGAUUGUUAUUUUGCUAAGGGAAAAUAUCAUAUUUUCCCACUUCACAAUUUUUAAUCUCAGUAGUUUAGCUUGCUGUGAAAAUUGAGAUGGGUGAAAAUUGUGUUCAGUGAUGGCAAUAUUUUCUGCUGUGUGGUGCCAAUUUUAAGGAACAUUGUUCAUUAAUAAAUAAAAUCAAGUAGUGGCUUUGGA